AUAACAAUCACUUCUUGCUACUCCAUCCGUUACACGUCGCGUGUGCUAUCGACAAUACGUGCAACCAAUAACUGACAAGGCCCGAGCGUAGAGUUCCAACUUUUGCCCGCUCACAUGCUGUCAACCACUAUCUCUUAACUCGUCAUGCCAGGUUAACCUCUACCCCAAACCCCCAGCAUGUCUUCCAAGUACAAACUAAAUGUUCGCGAUCCUCUUCACUUCCCCGGGUUCGAGGACCUGCCUUUCGAUAUAUACAGCCGUCGGUAUUUCGGUCUUACUCAAGAGGGUAAUGAUAUUGUUUAUUGCACCAAGGUGCAUUGGUGCUUCAUGGGGAAAUCAAGGAACAUCCUCCACCCCUUCCGUCCAGGAUUUGUCGUCACCGAUAGAUACGGAAAGGAAACAGACAUUUGGUUUUACUUUGAUAAACCCCAGGAGGAAUACCCGGUGUUAAAAAAGUUCAUGGUCGGACACACGGUGUUGGUUAUGUACGCUACGGGGCAUCGUUUUCGGGAUAAGAGUGUUGGGCUUCGUUUGGAGGAUGACAAACUCGAGUACAUCACGGUCCUACCUUGCUCGCUUCCCGGUAUCGUAAACUUCAACGACAAUCUCCGUAAAGACACUGCAGCAGAGGGAUGUCGAGUUUGUGGGAAAACGGAGCCAAAUGUUCCCAUUAAACGAUGCGGAAGGUGCGGAGUCAAAUACUGCAGUCAGACAUGCCAAGUGAUGAACUGGAACAUGAAGCAUAAGAAGGAAUGUCCAGUCUUCGCACAACUCCGCAAGUGGAAUGAGAUCAAAUGGCAGAAAUUCGACACCCACAGGAAGUUCGAGUAGGAGAAGACCAACCUUUUGGAGAUAUGCAGUCAUGACAUGUCGAAGUACAAAGAGUAUAAAAUUAAGCGAAAUAUGGGUAACACAUGCAGCACAAUCCAUAACCCAGACAC
This is a messenger RNA of Saitoella complicata NRRL Y-17804, 941 nucleotides long. RefSeq lists its product as uncharacterized. NCBI's taxonomy places the organism in Eukaryota, Fungi, Ascomycota, Saitoellomycetes, Saitoellales, Saitoellaceae. The record is from RefSeq and is a predicted model, not a curated record. The transcript is spliced from 3 exons. Bases 178 to 831 code for a protein of 217 amino acids.